Messenger RNA from Lucilia cuprina (Australian sheep blowfly), 4556 nucleotides. RefSeq names its product protein nubbin (gene nub). Bases 525 to 4436 code for a protein of 1303 amino acids. Gene Ontology annotation, biological process: regulation of transcription by RNA polymerase II. Gene Ontology annotation, molecular function: RNA polymerase II cis-regulatory region sequence-specific DNA binding; DNA-binding transcription factor activity, RNA polymerase II-specific. The transcript has 6 exons. NCBI's taxonomy places the organism in Eukaryota, Metazoa, Arthropoda, Insecta, Diptera, Calliphoridae. The record is from RefSeq and is a predicted model, not a curated record.
GUAGUUGCUGUAACUCAAGUGCGCGUGCGUGACGUUUUCAUGUUUAUGUUCGCGAUUUUUUAUUUGGCCGUUUUUCGGGUUUUAUUCUCAUGUUUUUUUUGCGAUUUUGCUUAUGUUGCAAACAAAUCAAUACAACAGCAACAAACAUUUAAAUACCCACUAUAGAGUUAAGUGUGAAAAGCCGUCGCGUUUUAAGCUUUUCAAUUGGAUUUGAAAAUUUUAUGCAUUUUGUGCAAAAAUUAUUUAAAUAAGGAAAUGGAUUACAGUGUAUUGUAAUAAAAAAAAAUAAAAACAAAAAGAGAAAUUAUAAGAUAUAUCCAAACAAAGUUUCGGUAUAAAAAUAAGAAAAUAUAAAUGUGUGUUUUUUAUUUUAUUAAAAAAUUAAUUUACUUUAAGAAAAUCUAAAAAAGGAAUUAUAUAUCUGUUAAUAUAAACGAAGAUAUUGGCAUUAGGUAAAUAUGUCUUAUUAUGUGUUUAGAUAUAUAACUCUAAAAUCAAUGCAGAUAUACUAUAAAUAAACAAUUAUGUCCCUACUGCUUUUAUCGCAAUAUCCUAAAGACAUCAAUGAUUAUAAUAAAAAUUCAAUUAAAAGCGUUAUGCUGCUUGAACAUAAUAAUUCGUACAUAAUCGAUCGUAUCCAAAGUAAUCAUAAUAAGCAAAAACUACUAGAAGGUAAAUACACAUUUAACACCAUAAAAAUGACAACACCUUCUACAACGACAACAAAUUAUAAAAUCAAUAACGAAACAGCCAACACAAACGAGGCAGCCAAUUUGUACACGCAACAGGAACAAGAGCACCAUCAUAUAAUACAACAACACCAACAGCAGCAGCAACAACAGCAACAUUUAUUACAAAUGCAGCAACAUUUAAUGCAACAAAAUAUAAUGACAACUUCUCCUUUGCAACAUUUAAAUAAUAUUUUCGGUUUAAAUUUAAACAAUGCACGGUCAGCCACUACUAUGCCACUGGCUGCUUCACCCAUAUUUCAUGUCAAUAAUUUACAACAUUUACUGGUGGGGGUAACUCCCCAGCAGCAACAACAAUUUCAACAAAUAUAUCAAGAAUUUUAUGGCAACAUGUUGCCGCAACAUCAACACUAUCAACAUGAGCAACAGAUUCUAAGAGAUUUAAUACAAGCCACAAAUAUGGAAACAACAAAUACCAAUAUGGAAACACAUUCACCUCUAGUUGCCACUGGUGCAGUUAGUUCGGGUAUGCUAAAAUCGGAAACAUGCAACAAAAAUACAUUGCCUCUACACACACCAGCAACAGCGGCCUUAACAAACUGCACCACCACAACACUGUCGCCUUUGGAGACGUUUGUUGUUAAUACAGUUGGUCUGAAUCAUCGCCAUCAUCAUCUGCAACAGCGUCAUAAUGAUGAUGGUAAUAUGGCUUCAUUAGAGCGACAACAUAAUGAGACUGCACACGCUAACCAAAAACAACAGCAACAACAACAACAACCACACUAUAAACAAAGCAAUAACAAAUUGCUAAAAUCACAGACCACCUUAACAUCAACUUUGGCUUCAAUUGUUACAGCAACAGCAACAGCAAAAUCACAAAUUACAACAAAUGUUGUUACUGCUGAUCUACUGGAAGCUGACAUUAAAACUAGUGUUGGUAACUUAUCAAUGACAUCUUUGACACCUGUUAAUACAACAGCAACAACAACAACGAAUGCUACAACAUCGUCGUCAUCAUCAUCGCCGUUGUCUUCAUCGUUAUUGUUGUCUGCAACAAAUAGCUUAGAAAACAACAGCAAAAUCAACCUUAGUACUUCCGCCACACUGCCCUCAGUCAAUACGUUUGAAUUUUUACCCGAAUUAUUUAAAAAUCAAAUAGAACAAUGUGUCAACAAAAGAAAAUCAUCACCCACUAAUUGUGCACUUGCAACGAAAACUGAUACAACAAACGUUGCAAGCACACCAAAUUCAACAUUAUUAGCAAAUUUUGUUGAACAAGGAAAUCUUGCAAAGAACUACAUGGAUGAUGAUAACGACAAUAAAGCCAAAGAUGAUGUUGACACAAAUAUACGCGGUGUCAGCAAAAGAAGAUACAAUGCUGCCAACAAUGUUGAUGAUGAUGGUGGUUGUAGUGUUAGUGGCAAUAGUAAUAAAUCUAGUGGCAACAAACAAAAAUCAGUAACGAAUGUAAAAAUAUCUUUGGAAAAUUACAACUCAAAUAGUGAAAAUUUUAUUGAUGAUGCUGAUGAGCAGCCGAACAAUGAUUGUUUAACUAUGCAAGCAAAUGAAGCAAGAGGAUCAAAGUUUAAUUUUCCUCCCCCUACGAAAACAUCAAACACAGGAACAGCAGCAACAACAAUGACAACAAAGGAACAAGGUAUGUCCUCGAAUUUGAAAAAUGUUGAAGAACUUUUAGCAAAUAAUUUCAAACAACAAACUAUGGCUGUUGUUGGUUCUUUAAAAGUACGUGAUGAAUUUUUUGAAUUAAAAAACCAAAGUAACACAAAUUUAAGUCCUAAUGCUGGCAUUGCUGCUUAUGACAUACAAAUACGUGGAGACCCUCAACAACAACAACAACAACAACAACAUCAUCAUGAUGAUGAAGGUGAGCAUUGUCUUGCUAUUAAAAAUAGCAAAUGUCCCCGUAGUCGUAGUUCAAGUAAUAGUUCAAACGCAUCCACCAAUUCAAACAAUUCAAUUGUUCAUAAUGUGGGUGGCGAUGGCGGCGUUGUUAAGAAGACAAAAUUCUCCUCAUCAUCAGAUAAUGAAAAGUAUUUGGAAAAUGAAAAACUUUGUAAAAUUAAGGAUAUCAGCCGUUUAUCCCGAUCUCCAUCACCCAUGCAAUCGAAUGCUUCCGAUUGUGAGGACAAUAAUUCCAGUGUUGGCAAUUCCAGUGAUCGCUGUCGCUCUCCCGAAAGUCCUGCCAUGGGUCUAACACAUCCUCCAUUGAAAAGAAGACAAUUAGCAGCUUUACAUCAGCACUAUCCACACGCCUCACCGCCACCAACAACACCACAAGCUACCCAUUCGCCCAAACUUAUAAAACAUCACAAGUCUAUAGUGGACGAAGAGCAGGAGGAGGAAGAAGGUGCUUUAAAUUUAACUAGUGAAAAUUCCCGUCACUCCUCACAAUCUCCCUCAUUAUCGGUGAAAUCGGUUAAACCCUGUUCGAGCUCUCCCUCAAGUCAACAGCAGCAACCCUUACAUCAAUUGCCACAACAGUCUGCAACAUUACCAGUACCCUCUUUAAGCAACAGUCCCCUGCCAGUAUUAGCUCCUGUUUUGGCUUCACCACAAGCACAGUUGGCCGCAGCAGCCGGCUUAAGUUUGGGUAAUCCCUUGAUGGCCCAAGCAGCUUUGGGUACUCCCUUGUCUUCACAUGACUUUUCACAAUUCCACCAGGCUUUGCAGCAGCAACAACAUUCACUGCAACAACAAUUUCAAAAUUAUUUAGACAUUUUACGCAGUGGUUCCUUGAACUUGGGUCCCUCAGAUGAUCCAACUGUAGCAGCACAAAUGGCAACUGCUCAAUUCCUGCUACAAAGACAAGCUUUAUCCCAAGCCGCCCAACAAUUGCAAGCUUUACAAAAACAACAGGAACUUCAACAAGAUCGCUGCGAAGCAUCAGUCUCCACAUCCCAUGAACCUCUACAAUUAAAAAAUCACCAUCAGCAUCAUCACACUUCAACACCCACUCACCACCGCAGUCCUUUGCACAGUCCAGCCACUUCACCCCUGCCCUCUAUCUAUGCCUCCAGUCAUAUGUCACACAAUUCUCAUCAGACACCACCUCCCUCCAAUAGUUCGGGUUCCAUUAAGGUGAGCGGCCUGUUAACUCCGAAUACACCCAGUGCUGGUGGUGGACCACAAACUCCUCAAAUGCCCAAGAAUUUAGCUAAUGCUCCUAGAGCUCCAGAACCCUCCCCCGAAGAAACAACAGAUUUAGAGGAAUUGGAACAAUUUGCCAAAACCUUUAAGCAAAGACGCAUUAAGUUGGGUUUUACACAAGGCGAUGUGGGUCUGGCCAUGGGCAAAUUGUAUGGUAAUGAUUUCUCACAAACCACCAUAUCACGUUUUGAAGCUUUGAAUCUAAGCUUUAAGAAUAUGUGCAAGUUGAAGCCGUUACUGCAGAAAUGGUUGGAUGAUGCGGAUCGUACAAUACAAGCCACUGGAGGUAUCUUUGAUCCCGCUGCCCUGCAGACCACCGUUACUACACCCGAAAUUAUGGGUAGACGUCGUAAGAAGAGAACCUCCAUUGAAACUUCCAUAAGAGGAGCUCUCGAGAAAUCUUUUAUGUUAAAUCAAAAACCUACUAGUGAAGAAAUCAGCCAAUUGGCCGAUCGUUUGUGCAUGGAAAAAGAAGUAGUGAGAGUAUGGUUCUGCAAUCGUCGUCAAAAAGAGAAACGCAUUAAUCCCUCUCUAGAUAGUCCCGAUAAUGGUGAUGAGUCACCCUAUAUGAUGAUGUAAAAAAAACAAAGACAAUUAAAAAACAAAAACGGGCAAAGAGGCAAUCGAAUUUUAAAAUUUUUUAUAUAGAUAAAAAUCGUUUUAAGCAACAAAUGACAAAAACAGGAAAGAAAUAUAAUU